AAGGAGCUCCUCUCUAGUCUCUAUACUAUCUUUACAAAUUGCUCCAGCAAAACCCAUCGUCAAAACCCAAUUUCAAGCCGAGAGCUCGAGGCCGGUCGGAUUGACUCGGAAGACCAAGGUUCUCUGUUUCGCCAUAUUAGAUGAUUUUCUUCAAGAUCACGUUUCAAGCAUUCAACUAAUUUGCAUUAAAUUAGUUACCUGCAUCCAUGCUUUAUUCGUUAUGGUAAGCCAAAGAAGAAAAAUCAACUGUACUAUAUUGUUGUACAUACUCUUGUUGUAUUCCUGUCGUGUGGAUUUCUAUGUCACAGGCCAAGAUACAUUAAAGCGUGGAGAGUGGAUUACUGACAAUAAAACCCUUGUCUCCAGUAGUGAAACGUUUGAAUUGGGAUUCUUUAACGCUACGGGAAGCUCUAGCUCCAAAAGCUAUGUCGGGAUAUGGUACAAAUGGGAUCAACAAACAGUUGUAUGGGUUGCCAACCGAGACAAACCUGUCCUCAACGGUUCCACGGGAGUUUCUUUUGGAAUUACAAACGAUGGCAAGUUUCAGAUAUGGGAUAUUAAAACUAGACACGUUUAUUGGAGUGUAGACGAUGAGAGUUCUCGGUCUACAUAUCGAUCUGUGACGCUCAUGGAUUCUGGAAACCUGGUCUUAAGGGGUGAUCAGCUGGGGACGAGUCUGUGGGAGAGCUUCAGAAAUCCAACUGAUACAGUUCUUCCAGGUAUGAAGAUGGAUAAAGAGCUGACAUUGACUUCAUGGAUAGGUGAUGGUGACCCAGAAAGUGGGGAUUUCACGUUUCAGCAAUAUCAAGAAGAAGAGGGCAAAUACGUUAUCUCAAAAAAGACAGGCGAUUAUUGGAGAAGUUGGAUGUCAGGCAACUUCUUCAGCUCAGGUGAAAGGCCCAGUUUCCCCGAUGCCGUAGCCAACUUAUUAUCAAAUAAAAGCAACUGCUUCAGGCGUACCGCGUAUGUGAUCAGGUGUUCGCAGGAUUCAAGUAUCAGAAGGUUGGUGUUGAAUUAUGCGGGGGAAUUACAGUAUCUGAACUGGAAUGCGGAAAAGGGAAAUUGGGAUUUGAUAUGGAGGGAGCCGGAAGACGAAUGUAGCAUUUACAAUGCUUGUGGGAAAUUCGGCGUCUGCAAUAUUAACAAUAGGGUGGUAUGCAAAUGUUUGCCUGGCUUCCAGCCUACUAACCCGAAGCACUGGGAUUCUGGAGAUUUUUUGGGUGGGUGCACUAGAAAUUCGACAUCAUCUGACAACAGCGACAUGUUCUUGAGCUUACAGAUGAUGAAAGUGGGCAAACCAGACUUUAAUUCCAAGGUAGAAAAUGAAACAGAAUGCAGAAAAGAGUACUGCCUUGAGAACAGCCAGUGCCAGGCUUAUUCAUAUGAUACUACUGGGACCGACAUCUGCUGGAUUUGGAAUUCGGAUCUAAAUAAUCUUCAAGAAGAGUACACAAAUGGUGGUCAUAACAUCUUUGUCCGAGUCGCAAAAUCUGUUAUAGAACCUACUGCUAGGAAUUGUGAGCCUUGUGGCACAAACCUGAUCCCCUAUCCGCUGAGCACUGGAACAAAUUGUGGUGACCCCAUAUACUUCAGUUUCUACUGCAACACCUCCUCAGGCCAGGUUAGGUUCAAGGCACCCAGUGGCACUUAUCGUGUUGCUAAUAUUACUCCAAGUACACAAAAAUUUGUCAUCCAAAUCAAACAUGCAGAAAAUAUUUAUGAUAGAAAUUUAGGAGGAAAUCUGCAACUCAAUCAAUCAUUGCCAUUUAAUGCGACCAUUGGCAACUUUAGUUCUAAAGUUGAAGUAGAAAUCAGUUGGGUGCCCCCGCAAGAGCCAACCUGUACUUCAUUGACAGACUGCAAGGACUGGCCAAAUUCAAUUUGCAAUAUAACAAGAGAUGGAUACAAGAGGUGCCUUUGUAAACAAAACUUCCAAUGGAAUGGCUCCACUUUAAAUUGUACUGAAGGUAAUCUUCCUCGGGGAUUAAAAGAGCCUUCAAAAAGAACGAAGCGGCUGCUUCUGAGUGUGGUGGAACAUUGUCAGAAGAAGUACUUGGACACGUUGUUGGCCAAAAUACCGCACGUGAAAUGUGGUGUUGUCUUGAAGAAACCCAUCUUCAGGCAGUUUGUCAUGGCCUUACAAGGCUAUGACAUGAGAUAUGGUUCUGUGACUAAUGAAGAAAAAGAGGGAUUUAAUCCAAAUCCCAAUCCCAAUUUUGCAUUUUUUGGUCAACGAAAUGGUGGAAGGGGUCGUGGAUCGAAUCGAGCUUUUGCUGCAACUACGGUAUCUGACCCACAAGAUUCUGAUCCAAAUUGGUAUACUGACACCGGAGCAAAUUCUCACAUGACCUCCGAUCCAGGUAAUCUUAAUAAUCCUCAAUCUUACACUGGUAAUGUUCAUGUGAUGGUUGGCGAUGGUUCAUUGUUGCCUAUUUCUCAUAUUGGUACCACUACACUAAACUCUUCUCAUGGAAAAUUAGAACUUCAAGAUGUGCUUGUUGUGCCUGAUAUUAAGAAAAAUUUAAUUUCUGUUAGUAAAUUAAUUAGAGAUCUUUCAUGUGCUAUUGAAUUCAUUUCUUCUGGUUUUAAGAUCAAGGACAGAAUUGCGGGGCUAAUCCUGGCAACAGGGCAUAAGCAAGGUGGCUUAUAA
Messenger RNA from Corylus avellana, 2650 nucleotides. The record is from RefSeq and is a predicted model, not a curated record. Lineage: Eukaryota; Viridiplantae; Streptophyta; Magnoliopsida; Fagales; Betulaceae.